Myxocyprinus asiaticus (Chinese sucker) is the source of this 4893-nucleotide messenger RNA. It is a transcript of the gene pappab, whose product is annotated as pregnancy-associated plasma protein A, pappalysin 1b. The coding region runs from base 1 to 4893 and encodes 1630 amino acids. NCBI's taxonomy places the organism in Eukaryota, Metazoa, Chordata, Actinopteri, Cypriniformes, Catostomidae. The record is from RefSeq and is a predicted model, not a curated record. Gene Ontology annotation, molecular function: metallopeptidase activity. The transcript has 22 exons.
AUGAAACUUUUGCCCAUUUGCACUUGGCUUCUAUGCCUUUUGCUUUUUAUCGUGUGUUUGGGAUCUGAAUGUGGGACUCCACGGCGAAUUGUAAGGUCUAAAAGAGACUUGGUACGCAUCAGGGAAGCCAGAAGUACCUUCCCAGGAGCUUGUGCCACACGCUUGCCUCGGGGCAAACGCUCACUUCCCCGGAUAGAUCGGCGCUCCCCUCGCCUGUCACGGACAGGGGAAAGCACCCAUGCAGGUCGGCGGAGGGCUAUUUACUUUACCGGUAGAGGAGACCAACUACGUCUGAAACCCAGUGCAGAGGUGCCAAGGGGUAAUUUUACUCUGGAAAUGUGGAUAAAACCCGCGGGUGGGCAACGCUCCCCAGCUGUUAUCGGAGGACUCUAUGAUAAAUGCUUCUACGCAUCCAGUGAUAGAGGAUGGUUGGUUGGCAUCAAAGCAGUCAGCGACCAAGCCAACCGUGACCCUCGCUUUUUCUUCUCCCUAAAGACAGACAGAGCCCACAAAGUUACCUCGAUAGCCUCCAACACACCCUACAUUCCCAAUCAGUGGUCACAUCUGGCUGUCACCUACAAUGGCCUCUUUAUGAAGCUGUAUGUUAAUGGGGCGCAGGUUGCUGUAAGCCGAGACCAAUCUGGUGAAAUUUUCAGCCCACUUACCAAGAAGUGCAAGGUGCUAAUGAUUGGUGGAAAUGCCAUAAACCACAACUACAGGGGAACAAUGGAACACUUGAGCUUGUGGCAUCGAGCUCUGACCCAACGCGAGAUCAUUAGAUACAUGGGUCAUAGUCACACCCACUCUGACGAUCUUUCACAGACAGUGGUCUAUGAGAACUUUGAGAACAUGUCAAGAAAGUGGCUAACAGUGAAAGAUGGCAGCUUCCCCCGGUUGGAGCAUUCAGACCGGAACCUUGCAGGAGACUUCAGUGGCUCUCUUGAUACUGUACUGAAACCUCCACCUUGCGGACAGACCAUAUGUGACAAUGUGGAGGUAGUGACGAACUACUACCAGCUCUGGAGCUUCCGCAAACCCAAGACGGUGCGUUAUCGAGUGAUAAAUGUUUACGACGAUGUAGGACAGUGGCCGACUGUUACCGAACACCAAAUUAACCUUCAGCACCAGCACUUGAACAAUGCUUUCCGCGUCUACAACAUUACCUGGGAGCGCACUGUUCACAAUGUCUACAACUCAUCCUUGCGUAACCGCCUAAUAUUGGCCAACUGUGAUAUCAGCAAAGUGGGUGAUGAAGAGUGCGAUCUUGAAUGUAACCACACUCUUACAGGUUUCGAUGCUGGAUACUGUAAGAGUCAGACUACACGCUGUCCUGAAUACAAACAGGGGAAUGGAGUUUGUGACCCAGAGUGUAACUGGGACAAUUUCUAUUAUGACCAUGGAGACUGCUGCAACCCCAACAUCACUGAUGUCACAAAGACCUGCUUUAAUCCUACAUCACCCCUCAGGGCUUAUAUGGACGUGAAGGAGCUGAAAGAGGUUUUAAAUUUGGAUGGAUCCACACACUUGAACAUAUUCUUUGCUAACUCAUCUGAUGAAGAUCUUGCUGGUGUGGCCACGUGGCCCUGGGAUAAAGAAGCUUUAUCACAUUUAGGUGGGAUCGUACUGAACCCUUCAUUUUAUGGUACAUUUGGCCACACUCACACCAUGAUCCAUGAGAUUGGACACAGUCUUGGACUGUACCAUGUCUUCAGGGGAAUCUCAGAGGUCGAGUCCUGUAAUGAUGCCUGUUUAGAGACAGAGCCUUCCUUAGAGACAGGAGAUCUGUGUGCAGAUACCAACCCCACGCCUAAGUACAAGUACUGCAGAGACCCUGAGCCUGGCAAUGAUACCUGCGGGCGACGGCAUUUCACAAACACUCCCUUCAACAAUUACAUGAGCUAUGCUGAUGAUGACUGCACAGAUUCCUUCACGCUCAACCAGGUGGCCAGGAUGCACUGUUACCUGGAUCUGAUCUACCAGUCUUGGAGACCUGGCAGUAAACCAGCUCCUGUUCCUCUUCCUCCUCGAGUAACAGGGCAAGACCAAGACUCCCUCACACUGGAGUGGUUCCCUGCUCUUACUGGCCACUACUUUGACAGAGAAGUGGGAUCAGUGUGUGACAGAUGUACUGAAGUUGGGGUGCUCCUGCAGUACGCCUCUAACUCCUCCUCGCCCAGACCCUGCGCCCCCUCUGGCCACUGGAGCCCACGUGAGGCAGAAGGUCCACCAGACGUGGAGCAGACCUGUGAACCGAGCGUCUGCACAUGGAGCCCCAACGCUGGGCUAGACUCAAGUAGUGUUGGCUCAGCAUCUUGCCCACACCAGGGCUGCAUGCUCCAGCUGGAGUUUGCCUAUCCACUGGUGCCCAACUCUCUCACUGUUUGGGUCACCUUCUUUUCUUCAGAGGAAACUGGACUGCCUGCAAUCCAUGACAUCCUUCUCCUGACACUCAGUGGUAACAAUAUCUCACUGGGUCCACAGUAUGUGUUCUGUGACACACCAUUAACCCUCAAACUAGACAUGAUGGAAGAGGUGUAUGGGGUGCAGUUCUUCACCAUGGAACAGCACCUGGAAAUUGAUGCUACUUUGUUGGCCUCAAAGCCAGAUUACCCUCUGUGCCAGACAUGCCAUCCUCUACACUAUAGGUUGAUACGCCAGCCACCAUUCACACAUUCACCAAAUGGGCUGAUCCUUCAAGAACCCACUCUGAGAUAUGUGGACAGGGACUUAGAGUCUGAUGAGACUUACACCUACCAUGUGCUGACAGUGUCUAGAACAGCGGAGAGUGAACCAUCUCCUCCUCUCUCUCACCAGCUGGGCUCACCCUACUGUGGGGAUGGACUCAUCCAAAAAUAUCUUGGGGAGCAGUGUGAUGAUAUGAACUUUGCUAAUGGAGAUGGCUGCUCAAACCAGUGCAAGAAAGAGCCCUUGUUCAAUUGUGUUGAUGAGCCCAGCUUGUGUUACUUUUACGACGGUGAUGGCGUGUGUGAGGACUUUGAGCGGGAGGCAAGUGUAAGGGACUGCGGUCUUUACACACCAAGUGGUUUCCUGGAUCAAUGGGCCAAUGGGGUGGAAGUGUCCAAUGAGGAGAAGGUACACUGUCCAGCGGAGGUGGCCGCUGGAUACCCUGCAGUGACAAAGAGCUGUCAGUCGAAGGUGUUUGACCUGUCCCAUGGUGUGUCUCAGUAUGCUUGGUUUCCUUGUGAGGAGUCGCAACAGCACAGCUGGACUUCAAAAUAUUGGCUAAAGGCUUAUUACGCUCAUCCUAUGGUGGCUGCUGCGGUCAUUAUCCAUCUUGCUGCUGACGGAACUGGUGACAUCGACCAGAGACAGCACAACGUUACUGUUCAGCUGGUGGACACUAAAGAGCAAACACAUUCUCUUGGGGACUGGAGACUGAGUUGCCGGAACAAUCCACUGGUUAUUCCUGUGAGUCACGACCUGAGCACGGCCUUCUAUCGAACAAAGGCUAUCAAAGUGAACUUUGGCUCACCUCUGGUGGCCAUCUCAGGUGUGGGCCUGCGCUCCUUCCAAUAUUUUGACCCUAUCACGAUCAGCGGCUGCCAGAGCAAUGAAAUCUAUAACCCUAUGGGCCAAAGUUGCGUUCACUACUCAUGUGAUGUCAUCGAGUGUCAGAAGCCAAUGGUCAACAAUGCCGAGAUGAAGUGCAGUAGUCCUGGAUACUUCAAUGGAGCGCGCUGCACCAUCACCUGUAACCGAGGAUAUAUACUGAAAAUUCAUAGAGAUGAUGACAUCAUCAAAACACAGUCUGAAUCAACGGUGUCCCUCACCUGUGCAGAUGGAAAAUGGAACAAGCAGGUGACCUGUGAACCUGUAGACUGCGGACGGCCCGACAAGUACCACGUGCACCCGGCUGUCUUUGAGUUCUUUGAGGGCACCACCUAUGGCAAGAAAUGCACUUUCCAGUGCCGGGAGCCGGCUCAGCUUGUGGGCAGUAAUAAUGUACUGACAUGUAUGGAGGAUGGGAUGUGGUCCUUUCCUGAGGCUCUGUGUGAGCUCCGCUGUCCAAUCCCUCCUCCUGUGCCCAAUGCAGUCCUGCAGACCAAACGCUGCAAUGCUACAGGCCUUAAAGUUGGUUCCUUCUGCAAGUACAAGUGCAAGCCUGGCUUCCAUGUGCCCCACACAGACAAGCCCAAGAGGGCAGUUCCUGUGAUGUACCAUAGGCGUGCAUUUAAGAGGCAGUGCACAGAGGAUGGAACCUGGCAGACCGGUGAGUGUGUGGCUGUCACAUGUGAGCCGCCUCCUCCCAUUUUCCAUGGUAUCUACAAGUGCACAAACGGCUUCCAGUUCAACAGUGACUGCUGGAUCGACUGCAACAGGGCGAACCACACGGUUCCCUCCACCAAUGUGAUCCGAUGUAGAAAGGACGGGAACUGGACUGGCUCCUUCCGUCUCUGUCCCAACCUGAAAGGCCAGUGUUUCCUCCCACAGAACCUCAGCCCAAAUAUUUAUCUCAGCUGCAAGAAUGGCCACGGCAUAGGAGUGGAGUGUGAGGUGGCUUGUAGAGAUGCUAGCAGCAGUGUGGUCCUUUUGCCCAGCAACAUGACUGUUGAAACUGUGAUGAAAGACCACUGGUGGAACCCAACCAAAGUUAAGAAUAUUGUAUGCACCAUGGGACUAAAGUGGUACCCCAACCCAGAGGCACUUCACUGCAUCAAGGGAUGUGAGCCCUUCAUGGGUGAUAAUUACUGCGAUGCCAUCAACAACCGUGCAUUCUGUAACUAUGAUGGUGGAGAUUGCUGUCAUUCUACUGUUAAAACUAAAAAGGUGAUUCCAUUCCCUAUGUCAUGUGAUAUUCGAGAAGACUGUGCAUGUCGAGACCCCGAUGCCCAGGAGAACAACAAAGGAGUCCGCCACCGCUCCAUUGGCUGA